AGACAGAGACUGGAGCAAGAUGGAGACGAAGUUGCUUUUGCUGGGGGUCCUGAUCGUCGUCUGCGCCUCCUUUGUUGGAGCCGAGCAAGAUGAGGAGAGGGACAUUUUGGAUCUGAAGAAGGAGUUGAAGAAGGAGAAAUUAUUCGUGGCCAGUUACAUCACGACGACUUUCACGGCUCUGUCCUUCUUCACUUCAGCACAGCCAUACUUCUGCAUCCUCUCCUCCAACGCCGAGGGUUGCAGUGGACGCAAACUGCGACGGAGACGCAAAGUAACCAUCGACCAGAGCAUCGUCUCGGCCGACGAAACCAGCCUGGACAACUCCCAAGGCCUACCGGAAGUCGAGGAGCCGAAAUCCGGCGACGAGAACUCGGCCCAGGAGAAGUUCCUCUUCACCGUCUGGAAGACCACGACCACGACCGUCACCGUCACGACGUUCUCGACCAACAAGAGCAUCACCUUGUCCGUUUCGGCGCGCUGCACCCACAGCAACUUCGGAACUCUGCCCACCUGCGGAUAAGACGGUGCGGUUGCUGUUUCUCUGUAUCCUGGAAACCCUCACGCCCCCCCCCCCCGGCCCCCCGAUAUCCCCUGCCCCUACUUUUUUUCAGGACCAAGAAUGGGUGUGCUUGUAAAAAAUUGCAAGUUGUUUCAGUAACCAAAAAUUAACGUUAUCGUAAUGUCAGAAUUAGACUUUUGCUGUUGAUACCACCUAAAUAAUUUAUCUUUAUCUUACUUUCUUCUGAACUCGUUCUAAGGAACAUACAUAUUCAUUAUCAGUAAACAGCAUUUUUUUGUAUUCUUUUAGUCAAGGGCCUUAUAACGCCUGUUGGGUAAAACUAGCCUUGCCAGUUAAUUGCUCUGAUAAAUCUUUAAAGUCCACUUCACGUUGUCAAUAACAACCGGUAUUUCACUGAGGGGAAACCAGGAAAGCAAUGUUCUAGCGUAAACGACUUCGACCAAGGAUAACUCGCAAUGUGAUUCUAAUUUAUGCUUCAUUUUUUUUAUUUGUACAUGUGUGUAAAUAGCGGUAAAAUAGUAUGGAUAAGAAUAUGACAGACUGUGACUCCUCAAAUAA
Messenger RNA from Macrobrachium nipponense, 1078 nucleotides. RefSeq lists its product as uncharacterized. The transcript is spliced from 4 exons. Lineage: Eukaryota; Metazoa; Arthropoda; Malacostraca; Decapoda; Palaemonidae. The record is from RefSeq and is a predicted model, not a curated record. Bases 20 to 520 code for a protein of 166 amino acids.